AUGGCUAACACACACUUUUUAUCACUCGAGGAGCAAAGGGUGCUUGCACAAUUUACAAAUAAAGUGGUUGGUCCUGUAGUCUUCAAUAGUGACACUGAGAUGUGGGGACUUAACGACAGUAUAAUCUCUGAUAAAAUCUACCAAAACUCGAAUUUGUGUUUUGUCAUUGAAGACACUGCGAGCAACAAAUUUGGUGGCGUUUUCUUUGAUACAAUCACUGAUCGAAGUGGGUGGAUUUCAAGUCCUUCUGCCUUCAUAUUUUCACUUGUCAAAGAUGGGGUAUCAAACUCCAAGAAAUUCAGAGUCCGAGAUAGUAAAGGUUUUAUGUAUGACGAAUGGGAAAAACCAGAAGAAGCAGCAUUCAAAAUGUUUGAGCUUAAUAACAAGUACUUAUUCGCGUUUGGUGGAGGGUAUGACAUCGCUGUCGCCAAGAAAGGAGCUGCCCAAAGUUAUUGCAAAACUUCGAAGUUAAAAGAGUGUUGGCACAGAGACAUCAAACCAGACAACAUUCUUGUGUUUUCACUUGAUGUGAAUGACAAAGUGAAUGCGAAAUUGACUGACUUUGGAUCAUCAAGAAAUAUCAAUAUGAUGAUGACCAACAUGACUUUCACUAAAGGUAUUGGAACACCAAAGUACACGGCGCCUGAAAUAUUGAAAAAAGAGAAAUACAAGAAGAGUGCUGAUAUAUUCUCACUUGGAGUGACCAUGUUUGAGUGUUUUAGUUGGAAAGAAGCAUAUCCAAAAGAAGACUUCAAAUACCCAUGGAAAAUAGCCGAGUUUGUGAUGUCUGGAAAACGUCUUGAAAAUAGUCAUCACAUUCCAAACAACGUUUUUGCUAUAAUCGCAUCUUGUUGGUGUCUAAAUUCAAAUGAAAGAAUUUCAUCCGAAGAAGUUGUAUUAAAAUUAGAGAAAGUUGUAUAA
Molecule: messenger RNA, 921 nt
Organism: Entamoeba invadens IP1
Lineage: Eukaryota; Evosea; Mastigamoebida; Endamoebidae
Product: protein serine/threonine kinase, putative
Exons: 2
Coding region: 1-921 (306 amino acids)
Biological process (GO): protein phosphorylation
Molecular function (GO): ATP binding; protein kinase activity
Source: RefSeq, a predicted model, not a curated record